AUGAACAAUGUCACAGAAUUCAUCCUCUUGGGCUUGACUCAAGACCCAGAGCUGCAGAAACUCUUAUUUACUGUGUGUUUAGUAAUUUACUUGAUCACACUGACAGGUAACAUGCUCAUCUCAGUCACCAUCUUCAUCAGCCCAGCCCUGGCUACUCCCAUGUACUUUUUUCUGUCCUAUUUGUCCAUCAUAGAUGGUUUGUACUCUUCUUCCAUAGCACCCAAAAUGAUCUAUGACUUAAUCUCUAAGGAGAGCAGUAUAUCCUUCAAUGGCUGUAUGACUCAACUUUUUGCUGAACACUUUUUUGCUGCAGCUGAAAUCAUCCUGCUGAUCUCCAUGGCCUAUGACCGCUAUGUAGCCAUCUGCAAGCCCUUGCACUACAUGACCAUCAUGAGCCAACCGGUGUGUGCAUUUUUGGUGGGGGCUGCUGUAGUUCUGGGAUUCAUACAUGGAGGAAUACAGAUUUUAUUUAUGGCCCAGUUACCAUUCUGUGGUCCAAAUAUCAUUGACCACUUCAUGUGUGAUUUAAUACCUCUCCUGGAAUUGGCCUGCACUGACACUCAUACUCUAGGGCCACUGAUUGCUGCCAAUAGUGGGUCACUGUGUUUACUAAUUUUCUCUAUGCUGGUUGCUUCCUACAUAGUCAUCCUUCACUCCCUAAGGAAUCACAGUUCAGAAGGGCGUCGCAAAGCCUUGUCUACUUGUGCCUCUCAUGUCACUGUUGUUGUCUUAUUCUUUGUACCUUGUUCAUACCUGUACCUAAGGCCCAUGACCUCCUUACCUGCUGACAAAGCUGUGACAGUGUUUUGCACUCUGGUGACACCUAUGUUGAACCCUUUAAUUUAUACCUUCAGAAAUGAGGAGGUCAAAAGGGUUAUGAAGAAGCUCUUCUCCACCCUUGUGGAGAGUGAAGAAAAAGGGCAAAAAUCUUGUUGUGGAACCUAUAGUGUGACACAAGAUCCUGCAGCUUUGGGUCUGCAGGAAUGA
Molecule: messenger RNA, 987 nt
Organism: Phodopus roborovskii (desert hamster)
Lineage: Eukaryota; Metazoa; Chordata; Mammalia; Rodentia; Cricetidae
Product: olfactory receptor 4C45
Exons: 3
Coding region: 1-987 (328 amino acids)
Biological process (GO): G protein-coupled receptor signaling pathway
Cellular component (GO): membrane
Molecular function (GO): olfactory receptor activity; G protein-coupled receptor activity
Source: RefSeq, a predicted model, not a curated record